This is a messenger RNA of Clupea harengus (Atlantic herring), 2563 nucleotides long. Its product is annotated as E3 ubiquitin-protein ligase TRIM39-like. Gene Ontology annotation, molecular function: protein binding; zinc ion binding. The transcript is spliced from 6 exons. Bases 315 to 1736 code for a protein of 473 amino acids. The record is from RefSeq and is a predicted model, not a curated record. Lineage: Eukaryota; Metazoa; Chordata; Actinopteri; Clupeiformes; Clupeidae.
GCCCCUCCCUCUGGCUCGACUCAACGAUGUUAAACAAGGAAGGAAGUGGGGAACUGAGACGGACGGACUCCAGUGACUGACUGUUUUUCAGCGAACUUUGAACAGGUGCGAGUUCUCUGGUGUACUUUUACACUAAACAAACAAACCAACCAUUCUUGUUUCAAAUACAUGAGUAUGAAGCUGACAGCCUUGUGACUUUAGUAUGAUGUGUUUUCCUGUUCAGAGACUGACGUGAUUUUCAAACUGUGAACUUGAAAGUGAAAGCAAACUGUGUUAGCAGCCAUCGCAAAAGAGAGUCCACUGGUAACAAGACUAUGGCAUCAAAACCUUUCUCUGAAGAGGAUUUCUCUUGUCCUGUGUGCUGUGACAUCUUCAAGGACCCUGUUGUCCUCUCAUGCAGUCACAGCUUUUGUAAAGCCUGUCUGCAGCAGUUCUGGGAAACCAAAGGAUCCAGAGAAUGCCCAGUCUGCAGAAGGAGAUCAUCAAGGGAACAUCCUCCCCUUAACCUCCACUUAAGGAACCUGUGUGAGACCUUCGUACAGGAGAGGAGUCAGAGAGCUUCAGCAGGGUCUGAGGUGCUCUGCAGUCUGCACAGUGAGAAAUUCAAGCUCUUCUGUCUGGAUGAUAAACAGCCUGUGUGUAUGGUGUGUCGGGACUCAAAAACACACAAAACACACAGCUUCACUCCCAUUGAUGAGGCUGCACUAGAUAUUAAGGAGGAACUCAAGAUCAAACUGGAGCCCCUAAGAAAUAAAUUCAAGACCUUUGAAGAAGUUAAACUCAUCUGUGACCAAACAUCAGGGCACAUUAAGACUCAGACCCAGCACACAGAGAAACAGAUCAAGGAGGAGUUUGAGAAGCUGCACCAGUUUCUACGAGAUGAAGAGGCAGCCAGGAUAGUCGCACUGAGGGAGGAAGAGGAGCAGAAGAGUCAGAUGAUGAAGGAGAAGAUUGAAAAGAUGAGCAGAGAGAUCUCAUCUCUUUCAGACACAAUCAGAGCCAUAGAAGGGGCGAUGGGAGCUGAUGACAUCACAUUCCUGGAGAACUACAAGAGCACAGUGAAAAGAGCCCAGUGCACACUGCAGGAUCCAGAGAGGAUUUCAGGAGCUCUGAUCAAUGUGGCAAAACACCUGGGAAACCUGAAGUUCAGAGUCUGGGAGAAGAUGCAGGAGAUUGUUCAAUACACUCCUGUGACUCUGGAUCCCAACACUGCAGCCACACGUCUCAUCCUGUCUGAGGAUCUGACCAGUGUGAGACGUGGUGAUGAGAGACAGCGGCUUCCUGAUAACCCAGAGAGAUUUGAUGAGUAUGCCAGUGUCCUGGGCUCUGAGGGCUUUACCUCAGGGACUCACUGCUGGGAUGUGGAGGUUGGAGAGAACACAGGGUGGGCUGUGGGUGUAAUGACAGAGUCUCUCCAGAGGAAGGGAGACUAUACCUCCAUGAGUGGAUGGUGGUGUGUGUAUUAUAGAGAUGGUAAAUAUGGAGCAUGGUCUCCACCACAGCCCCCCACUCUCCUCACAGUGAAGCAGAAACCCCAGAGGAUCAGAGUGCAGCUGGACUGGGACAGAGGAAAGUUGUCAUUCUCUGACCCUGAUAAUAACACACAUCUACACACUGUCACACACACUUUCACUGAGAGAGUGUUUCCAUACUUUAAUGUUUCCUGUAAACUCUCUCCUCUGAGGAUGUUACCAGUGAGAGCUUCAGUGAAAGUAGAGCAGCACAGCAAGAGAUGAUGUCACUUCCUUUUUACAGGUUAGUAAUGACUUGUUCAUGGUGUUAAAAUGUCUUCAUGCAUUAACCAUUCUGACCAAUUGAUUGUUUUGUUAGUUGCCUUAAGAAAAUCACACAGGUGUCACGCGAUCUGAACUCUGUAAAUAUGGCAAAUUGAAGGGCAAAUAUCUUUGACAGAAAUGUAUUGUAAAAGAUAUUCCUCAACUACUUCCUUUUAUUUUCUAAACAUCUGCUGAUGGUGAUGCAACAUACAAAAUUGACCGGCCUGACAGAAAUAUUAAUAAUGCUUUUUGCAAACAUUUGAUUCUCAUUUAUUUUGAUUUAAACUUCUCUAAAGAGGCAAGUCAUUCUCUUUAUGACAGUUUUGUAAGCAUUUAUGUAUAAUUUCAGAUUUUAAAGCCUCCUUUUAAUGAUGUUCUACUCGUUUGUAUCCAAAAUGAGGGAAAUUCACAAUAAAAUAGAAAAUAAAACAUACGUACAACUAGUGCAUAUCUACAUCUCAGGACUAUUAGUAUUUUGUGUAUUUGGCAAUGUCUUUAACAAUGAACAACACACAUUGACAAUACACAUCAAAUAUGCAUGUCAUGUUUUCACAAGAUAAUAACUUGUUGUGUCUUCUGUCAAAAAUUACUGCUGUGAUUUGUGCAUUAAAUGUGACAUCUGACAACUUUACCAUCUAUUAAAUCUCUAAGGAGUCUUGGACAUUCGUCUCAAAGGCCCUUUAAUUUUUGACCAGAGACAAAACAAAUGUAAAAUUAUUUGAAAACUACUCUAAGUCAUGAGUCCUUUUGAGUUUAUUAAGAGUUUUUAUUACAGAUUGUUUCAAACC